AUGGCUAUGCGAGAUUAUACUGCCGAUAGAGAGUCAUUUAAAAAUUUCUUUAUUGACUUUUGCCAGACAGACGAAGAUGGAGCAAAGUUUUUUAAAUACUCUGAGCAGCUUACCAAAGUUGCACAUAGGGAACAGACUGCCUUUGUGGUUGACUUGGAUGAUUUACACGAGAUGAAUGAAGAGUUAUGUGUAGCUGUGCUCAAAAAUACGAGACGAUAUACUAACAUGGUAUCUGAUGUCGUUUAUGAAAUGCUACCUGAAUACAAACACAGAGAGGUUGACGCUAAAGAUGCAUUAGAUGUAUAUAUUGAGCAUAGAAUUAUGUUAGAAUCAAGAAGCCAUAGGAUUCCAGGAGAAAUGAGAGACCCUAGAAACAGAUACCCCCCUGAACUUAUUAGACGAUUUGAAGUGUAUUUCAAAGAUGUAACAACAUCAAAAUCAGUGCCCAUCAGAGACGUAAAAGCUGAACACAUUGGAAAACUAGUUACAGUCAGAGGAAUAGUAACCCGUUGUACCGAAGUAAAGCCACUACUUAUAGUAGCUACAUACUCCUGCAGUGCUUGUGGAGCUGAGACAUAUCAACCAGUCCGCUCCCUACAGUUUACUCCGCCACCUGCCUGUACAGCAGAUGAGUGUCGUGUUAAUAAGACUGCUGGACAAUUACACUUACAGACACGCGGUUCACGGUUCCAGAAGUUCCAAGAGAUUAAGAUACAGGAGCAUUCCGACCAAGUGCCAGUAGGUCACAUACCUCGUCAAUUAUCAGUGUACUGUCGCGGUGAGACCACGCGUCGCGCUCAACCAGGGGACCAUGUAGCAGUCACUGGGAUAUUCCUGCCGCUGCUCAAUUCUGGCUUCAGGCAAAUGGUCCAAGGGCUGCUAUCUGAUACCUAUUUAGAGGCGCAUGGUGUAACAUGUCUAAACCAAGCCGACGAAAGCGAACUGGCAGAAGCUUUAACCGAGGAGGAGUUAGCGGAGUUGGCGGAAGACGAUCUCUAUUCUCGUAUGGCAAAAAGUCUUGCGCCAGAAAUAUAUGGCCACGAAGAUGUUAAAAAGGCUUUGUUGCUGUUGCUGGUUGGGGGUGUUGAUAGACGUCCAAACGGUAUGAAAAUUCGUGGUAACAUUAACAUUUGUCUCAUGGGAGACCCUGGAGUUGCCAAGUCGCAGCUCCUCAACUACAUAGAUCGUCUGGCUCCCCGCUCCCAGUAUACCACUGGCAGAGGGUCUUCUGGAGUCGGUCUUACCGCUGCCGUUUUAAAGGAUCCCUUCACAGGUGAAAUGAUGUUGGAGGGUGGGGCAUUAGUGUUAGCGGACCAAGGCGUGUGCUGUAUCGAUGAAUUUGACAAAAUGGCGGACAGCGACCGAACCGCUAUACAUGAGGUCAUGGAACAGCAGACCAUCAGUAUUGCUAAGGCUGGUAUAAUGACCUGUUUAAACGCCCGAGUGUCGAUCCUUGCGGCCGCCAACCCCGCAUAUGGACGGUACAACCCAAAGCGCACCAUCGAACAAAACAUACAACUGCCCGCAGCUUUGCUCUCCAGAUUCGAUCUCCUAUGGCUUAUACAGGAUAAACCUAAUAGAGACAAGGACUUAGAGCUAGCCAAGCACAUAGCGUACGUGCACCAGCACUCCUGUCAGCCGCCGACUGAAAUACGCGCUCUGUCGAUGCGACUCGUCCGUCGGUACAUUGCUCUCACUAAACGGAAACAGCCAACUGUGCCUACCCACCUCACUGAUUAUAUUGUUUCGUCGUACGUCGAGUUACGUCGCGAGGCACGUAACAGCCGUGACGUCACGUUUACGUCAGCGAGGAACCUCCUAGCGAUACUGCGAUUAUCUACCGCACUUGCAAGACUUAGAUUAUCAGACAUGGUUGAGAAGGAGGACGUGUCGGAAGCAAUUCGUCUCGUGGACAUGUCCAAGCAGUCUCUCACUCAUGUUGAAGAUAAUGUGCAAAGGGGUAUAAGUGCAACGGAUCGUAUCUUCGCCGUAGUUCGUGAACUUGCCGGUUCCAAUAAUACUGUGAAGGUAGCCGACGUCAUAGAACGCUGUGUUGACAAGGGAUUCAAGCCAGAUCAGGUGGACGCAUGUAUCGAAGAGUACGAGAACCUCAACGUAUGGCAAGUGAACCAAGUGCGGACCAAGAUUACUUUUAUGUAG
Molecule: messenger RNA, 2160 nt
Organism: Pieris macdunnoughi
Lineage: Eukaryota; Metazoa; Arthropoda; Insecta; Lepidoptera; Pieridae
Source: the annotation of a GenBank genome assembly